GUUAUCAUCCUCCAUGGCGCAGCCGCAACGACCACGGUCCAUGCCGCAAACAUCAUCGACCGGUGCUGGCGCCGGCAGCCCAACUGGGCGGCCAACCGGCAGCGGCUCGCCGCGUGCUCGGUGGGCUUCGCCGGGAAGAUGCGGCAGAACCGCGGGCCCGGGGUCACCGCGUACACGGUGACCGACCCCGGCGACGACCCGGUGCGCCCGCGGCCGGGCACGCUGCGGUACGGCGCGACGGUGCUGGGCGGGAAGGUCUGGAUCACCUUCGAGAGGGGCAUGCACAUCAGGCUGGCCCAGCCGCUGUUCGUGAGGAGCUUCACGGCCAUCGACGGGCGCGGCGCCGACGUGCACAUCGCCGGCGGCGCGGGCAUCGUGCUGCACGAGGUGAGCGGCGUCAUCAUCCACGGGCUGCACAUCCACGACAUCCGCUCGCAGCCGGAGGGCCCGGCGGUCAGGCCCGGCGGCGCCGUGCGGCCUGCUGGCGGUGGCGGUGGCAGCGGCAGCGGCACGGACGGCGACGCCAUCCGGGUGGUGGCGAGCAGCAAGGUGUGGAUCGACCACAACUCGCUGUCGCGGUGCGAGGACGGGCUGGUGGACGUGACGGUCGGCUCCAACGACGUGACCGUCUCGAACAACUGGUUCUUCAACCACGACAAGGUCAUGCUGCUCGGCCACGACGACGGCCACGCCGCCGACAGCCGGAUGCGCGUCACCGUCGCGUUCAACCGGUUCGGACCCAACGUCAACCAGCGCAUGCCGAGGAUUAGGCACGGCUACGCUCACGUCGUGAACAAUGUGUACUUGGGAUGGAGAGAUUACGCCAUCGGAGGAAGCAUGGGACCGAGCGUCAAGAGCGAGGGCAACCUGUUCGUGGCCUCCGGCACAGCGGAGAACAGGAAGGUGUUCCAGUCUCAGCCUUUUAUCAGUUGCGUUGUCUCUUUUUUGUUGUUUGCAGCUCUGGUUACAUUGUAUUGUAAUCUGUGUAGGUGACGAGAAGGAUGCCGUUCGCCGGGAGGGAUUGGGAUUGGGCCUCCGUCGGGGACUCCUUCGAGAACGGCGCUUUCUUCAAGCAGACGGGCAGCAGGGUGCAGCCGAAUUACAACAAGCACCAGGCCUUCGCGGCGGCCAGCUCCAACCAAGUGAGGUCGCUGACCAAGGACGCCGGCGCUCUCAGCUGCUCGGUCGGGUCUGCGUGCUGAUCAAAUGCGCCCGCCACUAUCAGAGUUAUACAUGUUUCGUUAUUAGCUUGGCACUCUUACAUAUUUGUACGUUCGUCUGUCGUAGCCUCUGUGUCUCAAUGCGUCUCCUUUCUGCCAUGCAUGGUGCGGCAGAACAACAUGAAGUUUUAUUAGACUAUCCGCAGCGGUUACUUCUAAAUUUUUCUC
Molecule: messenger RNA, 1388 nt
Organism: Zea mays
Lineage: Eukaryota; Viridiplantae; Streptophyta; Magnoliopsida; Poales; Poaceae
Exons: 2
Coding region: 139-993 (284 amino acids)
Molecular function (GO): pectate lyase activity
Source: RefSeq, marked provisional